AUGGCCGACGCGUCCUCACCCUCUCCAACCGCGAUCAUAAUCAGCACAGCAAUUAUCGCCGGACUCAGUGGCUACAUGAUAGGCAUUGCAUCUUCACUAGGCUUUCUCCCGAUACCUUUUCAGAAUCGUCCACCAAAGGCCCGUGGCAUAGAUCAUUAUGACGAUGAGGAGGAGAGCGAAGAAGAAGACAUUGACGAAUCGAUCUUAGAUCACGCGCCGAAUUGGGCUAAUGGAAUCGAAGCGGACAAGAGGGACGGAUUGAGGGCUGAACCGCAGAAAGAAAAGGCACGGGGCGCUGCUGCCAAUGAACCAUCAUACGAAGAUAAUGGCGAGGAGUGUAAGCUGGUCCUGGUUGUCCGGACGGAUUUGGGAAUGACGAAAGCAGGCAAAAUUGCAGCUCAGUGUGGACAUGCUACCUUGGCUUGCUACAAGAAUCAUCUAAAGAAGAAUACACCCAUCCUGAGACGGUGGGAAAGAACCGGGCAGGCCAAGAUUGCAGUACAAGUGAAAAGCGAGGAGGAGUUAGAGACACUACAAGCAACGGCCAUCAGUCUUGGGCUUGUAGCGGAGGUCAUCGCGGAUGCAGGGAGGACGCAAAUCGCGAGCGGCAGCCACACUGUUUUGGGCAUUGGCCCAGCUCCCAAAAGUCUUGUCGACAAGGUCACUGGACACUUGAAGCUAUUAUAA
Molecule: messenger RNA, 687 nt
Organism: Glarea lozoyensis ATCC 20868
Lineage: Eukaryota; Fungi; Ascomycota; Leotiomycetes; Helotiales; Helotiaceae
Product: Peptidyl-tRNA hydrolase II
Exons: 2
Coding region: 1-687 (228 amino acids)
Cellular component (GO): mitochondrion; cytosol
Molecular function (GO): peptidyl-tRNA hydrolase activity
Source: RefSeq, a predicted model, not a curated record